This is a messenger RNA of Porites lobata, 5740 nucleotides long. The record is from the annotation of a GenBank genome assembly. NCBI's taxonomy places the organism in Eukaryota, Metazoa, Cnidaria, Anthozoa, Scleractinia, Poritidae.
AUGUUUUCCAAACAACAGCGAUACGAAGGAAUCAAGAGGAAUUAUAGCCAAGCAGAUGUAGAGAGGUUGAGAGGCUCGCUAAAAAUCGAGCACACGCUAGCGAGGCGAGGCUCGAUAAAACUUUGGAACUACUUGACUCGUGGUGGAAACUCUUACAUCAACGCUUUGGGAGCGCUUACCGGUAAGACUGAUUGCGAUAAAUGAGUUCUGAUGGAGUAUCCAGUAGUAAUCUUAUUUUGACACAGGGUCCGAGCUUUCCACGUGAAAGACACUCUUUUCCCUAAUAUGGUGAAAGCUACUACAAGGCGCGCGAUUCGGUUGGGUUUUGCCGCGAAUCUCAAUAGCGUGCGUGAAAUUGGCAAUUUAAAUGCCUUUGUUAAUUUCUCACAUAUUUUUCGAAUUCAGCGGAUAAAAUUUGAGAAGAAACGUAUUUUAAGUCUUUAACGGCCACGUCAACCAAGCAAAAAUCGAAUGACGUGGAAAACUUCACGAUCAUGGAUUGAACUUUGGACCCAGAGAGCGAAAAGGCAAUUGUGACACCGAAAAUUUCAAUUUUUCCACUUGAUUUCUUCAACGCAAUAUCUCUUAUUUAAAAACUGAAACCUCCAUCCAAAGUUCACCUUUGCUCAAAAUUUUUAAUUUAAUUUUGUUAUGACACAGCAAAAACGCGCCAUAUGACAUAAGUGUGACUUGACUUGUUUCUUGCUUGUACUUAAUUUUCACUAAAUAUAUUUUGUUCUGAAAUGUGGUCGUCUAGAUAGAUUUUUUUGGCGUAAUGUAUAAUCUUGGGACUUGUUUGAAACAGGAGAUAGAAAAAUUCAUAAAUAAAAGCAAAAAAAUAAAUAAAUAAAUAAAUGGGAAGAUGAUCCAUUUGUUUUAUUGACAUUUUUUCCCUGCUUAACUUAUGAUAAAACAAAACUGUGAUUUCAGGCGGCCAGGCAGUGCAGAUGGCUAAAGCAGGUUUAAAAGCUAUCUACCUUAGUGGCUGGCAAGUUGCUGGUGAUAACAAUUUAGCUGCACAGACCUAUCCAGACCAGAGCUUGUACCCUGCUAACUCAGCACCAAAACUGGUGGAGCGCAUCAACAAUGCAUUCAUUAGGGCUGACCAGAUUGCGCAUAUGGAAGGAUCAGAGAGGCACAUUGAUUACUUUCUGCCUAUUGUUGCUGAUUGCGAAGCUGGAUUUGGGGGACCACUGAAUGCAUUUGAAUUAACAAAGUCUAUGGUAAUGAGGAUUUCUUCAGUACUUAAAUAUUCAUCUCACCACAGGGGGGGUACUCGGGAUUUCAAGUGACGGGGAUGAUCAAAGGAUUUUUUUGGGUUUGAAAUUUUCGAUUCUGGGAUUUUUUUGGGUACGAAAAUUUGGCAAGUAUUUUUUUGGGUAGCGUAAUUUGAGUAGGGAUUUUUUGGGGGUAUUAAAAAGAAUCGGUAGUGCCCUGGCUGCGUAGUUCUGCGAGUAAAGUACAAACAAACAUGUUUUGCUGUCGUUUAAUAGUUAACUAUGGUGUCGCUUUAUAUGGCACAUGUUAUACAAUAGUCUGCAUGUUUGGUCCAGAGAUUUUUUUGGGUUUUGCUGGAAGCCCUAGGGAUUUUUUUGGGUCUUGACUUUUGGCUCCAUUCGAUCAUCCCCGUCACUUGAAAUCCCGAGUACCCACCCCCCCCCUCCCCCCGGGCAUCUCAUCCUGAAAAUAUGCACCAAAAGAUCUUGCCAAUAAUAAAUUAUGAUUGUUUGUGACAAAAUACAUGAGGCCCUGGCUUUGUUCAAACGUUGAAUAGUGCUACCCACUGGAUAAGUAACCAUCCAGCAGAUAAGUAUUGGGAAAACCAAUAGUCCACUAAAUUGAGAUUUAUCCAGUUAAUAAUGUUAGUCCACAUCUUGAACAACUGGGCUGGCAUGAUGAGGUCCUCAUGGUGAAUCUUUAGAGUCAGCAUUAUUAAUGUAGCUGGGCAGUAAAAACGUUCAUCGUUUAGUGUGAAAUGAAGAUCUUUGUUGGGUUAUCUAGUCAUUAGGGUAGAUCCUGAAUAAUGUGCACUUACUAUUAUUAAAUAAUGGAUUGCAUCUUGGAUGUUUUAAUCUAAUGUAAACCAAAGACUUGCAAAGAUAAUAAAAAGCUACAAAGUAUGAUAAAAAAAUAUCAACUGCAACUUUAGAAACUUUGUUCCUGGAAAAUGAUCUCUCACAAUGCAUCAGAGAUUCAUCAAUAAAACAUAGAAUGCAACUUUAGUGUUGUGUUGCUUUUCGAAUAGUGUAUUUACUAUUUUAUUUUUUCACUGAGAAAUCAAUAGCAUAAGUAAAAGUUUCAAUUUAUACUGUAGCAAAAAAAGGUGAAAAGUUUUCAAGUGAAGGUUACUGUUUUAGAGUGGUUAUCAUUAUUUAAUUGUGAAAGGUUUGAACCCAGGAGUCAUUUCAAAAGGUUGAGUUUGAUCUUCCGGGUGAACGUAGUCCUGGAUAGGACUGUUGUUGUUGACAGUGACUGACGUUUCGACAACCUGUGCGGUAGUCAUCUUCAGAGUCAAAGUGAGUUGUAUCACGUGAGUUGAUGGUAUUAUACUCGGGUUAUUGAUCUGAUUGGUCAAUUAUGUCGCAAUGUUAUUGGUCGUCUGUCAGUUAAGCCGUGAUGUUAUUGGCUAUGAAGACUCGUAAUCAGUGAUUGGUGCGUUUCGAUCCGUCUAUUGUCGCAGUUAAACAGUCGUCUAUUGUUAGUCAAAUUGUUAGUUCUCCAGUUGUUCUCUCGUAGUUAUUUAAUUGAUAAUAAUAUAAAGUAUCAUUUAAGGUUUGAUUUUACUUGUUAAGGGGUUCCCAAAAAUGUCUCAUGAAGUUUAUCUUGUUAACAGAUUGCAGCAGGAGCUUCAGCAGUGCACUUUGAAGACCAACUGGCAUCAGAGAAGAAGUGUGGUCACAUGGGUGGAAAGGUUCUGGUUCCCACUCAACAGUUCAUUAAGGUCUUAAAUGCUGCAAGACUUGCUGGCGAUGUUUUGGACAUUCCAAUUGUUAUUGUAGGACGCACAGAUGCCAACUCUGCUGCACUUGUGACAUCAGAUGUAGACCCUUAUGACAGACCAUUCCUGACAGGGGAGAGAACUCCUGAAGGGUUCUUCCGUGCCAAGGCAGGGCUAGACCAAGCCAUAGCUCGUGGUCUUGCCUAUGCACCUUACUGUGAUUUGCUGUGGUGUGAAACAAGCAAGCCAAACUUAGAAGAAGCUCGAAGAUUUGCGGAGGCCAUUCAUGCUCGCUACCCUGGUAAAUUAUUGGCCUACAACUGUUCUCCCUCAUUCAACUGGAAAGCUAAUCUAAGCGAUGCUGAGGUUGCUCUGUUUCAAAGAGAACUAGGCAAAAUGGGUUAUAAAUUCCAGUUUGUCACUCUAGCUGGCUUUCACUCACUAAACCAUGCCAUGUUCAAGCUUGCACGAGAUUACAGGGACAAUGGCAUGUCUGCCUACACGAAGAUCCAAGAAGAUGAGUUUGCGCAAGCCAAAAAUGGUUUCACUGCUCACAAACAUCAGAGAGAGGUGGGCACAGGCUAUUUUGACCGGGUUUCCUUGGCAAUCAGUGGUGGAACAAGCUCGACUACAGCACUGAAGGGGUCCACAGAAGAAGAGCAGUUUACACAAAAAACAUCUUAUGCAAUUUCCAAACUGUAAUAUAUUUAACUACAUGGGGCACACAAGUAUCUGUUGUUGCUAUCUUCCUUUUGACUUUUUUAGAACAUUUUUCUUUUGAUGUUCACUUAACAACCUUUGUAAUGGAGAUAGUCUCCCUGAAUAUUGCCUUUGUGUCCACAAACUUUCACUUGCUGGAUGGUGACGUUUGUUUCUCAUUGUCUAGGCAAUCAGAUUUUACUUACUAAAAUGCUGGAAUAUGUGGAAAGGACGGUUUACUUCCUUAAAAAUUUUUUUUUGGAGGGGGCUUCAAGUUACUGUGUUCUGAAUGAGGCAUUCAUUUAAUAUUUGAUGUUCCUAUUUUUCUCUGUGACGGAAAAGUACCUUUAACACAGACUUUUGUAAUAUUAUUCCAAAUAGUUUUUUUCUCUGAAAACAGCAUCAGAGUUUUACUUCUAAUUUCUGUAGAAAACCACAGCCACUGAUACAGGUCAAUAAAAACAAGGACUAAUACAGUUGUUACUUUUAUUAUUGUUUUUGAUGAUUUGUCUAACAUAGACAAGAGCGAAAAAAACGUUUUUUGGUGAUUAUUAGUUCAGCUAGCUCAGCUUUUCUAUAUUCACCUCCUUUUUUUGGAUCAUUAUAAGUUUCCUGGAAACUGCCCACCUACCACUCCCCUAAGCCAACAUUUUGCCCUAAGUGAGAAAUAAGUGUUAAUGUUCACUUAGGGGAGGGGUAGGUGGACACUUUCAGAGAAAUAUGUAAUGAUCUGUUAAGUUAUCGUUAAGCUGAAACCAUGACAAAAGAAAAUUUAUUUUAACCUGCUGUCAUAAUUUUUGAUGAUAUCUCUAACAUACGGGUAAAAACAAGUUUCUAGCUUUAGUGUUUAUAAUUAAAUUUUUAAAAUACCUAAAAUCACAACUGUACUGAAUUUGUGAAUUUAUUUAAUAUUAAGCAGAGGAAAUUUAUCACAGCACAUGAUUUCAAAGACGCAUGCAAAAAGAAACUAACUGCUGCGGAGUGGGAUGAAAGUGCUACCGGAAAACCCUGGCGUAGUGUGUGUGUUUUUGGAUUGCAAGUUGCCUGAUAACUAAUAAAAUAAUAUAAUUUACAUUAUUAACAACGAAAUCAUUGGAUAAUGCAAUAUUAGACCUCUGGCUUAACCAUCAAGGUAUAUUUAACAAUAUUCCUCGAGCCCAAAUGGGCUCUGAGUUAAUAGCCCAUGAGGCAGAAGGCCGAAUGGGGUAUUUACUCAGAGCCCAUUCGGGCUUGAGGAAUAACACUGUUUUAGUAAAAUCCAACUAGCUGGUCAAAAAUAUCGUCAUAUCAUUUUAAUCUCACUCUGCUGCUGGUCAAUGCCUUUUUGCAUGCAGUUACCCAUUAAUUUAUUGAAAUUUAUAACAGGAUCACAUAUUUUGUUGACAAAGAAAACUGAAGUGCUUGAUAUAAUAGCAAAAAAGAGAACUCCAUUAAAGUUGACCUGUCAUUAAAAUAGGAAUAGUCUUUUUUGUCGAAAAUUAUACUAGGUUGGCUAGAGUAGUAAAUAGUAUUUUUGGCACUCGCAGUUGAGUAGAUAAGGUGAUUCUGUAGCCCUAUUUUGCUAUUUCAGGAAUUGGUUAGAAAGCUUAAUAAAAAUGAUCUAUUCAAAGUUGUGGUAUUUGAAUUUGCGUACAUGUAUUCAGGCUGCCCAGACAUGACGCCACCUGCUAGCUUUCGAAAGACAAAAAGCAAAAAAACAUUAUAACCCUUACUCUAGCAAACUUAAUAUGUUUUCCAUUCUGUUUUCUGUAAAUUAAUUUCUUAUAAUGAUUUAUGCUGGGAAUAUUAUGUCUUUGGAAAGAAAUUUUUUUUUUUUCUCGAGGUGUUUAUUUAAGCAGGGGGUGUCAACACGGUAAACCGCAACUAAAUUAUAUAGUUUCACAUAUGAGUAACACAAACAACCAAAUUCUAAAAAGUUAUCAAGACUUAUUUGCUAACAAAAAAUCACCGUUUUUCCCAAAAAGUUUUGAAAUGUUUGGCUUCUAUCAUCUGUAUAUGAUGUGCCAAAAAAAGUAGCAUCCAUUUAUACAAUAGUUACGACAGCAAAAAGACAUUGUUUUGCACUGGACAGUUUAAACCGCCUACACCCUUUAAGUACAGUGG